Messenger RNA from Corylus avellana, 1313 nucleotides. The record is from RefSeq and is a predicted model, not a curated record. Lineage: Eukaryota; Viridiplantae; Streptophyta; Magnoliopsida; Fagales; Betulaceae.
AUCACAAGAAUCCCAGCUUAUCUCUACAUGAUAGCUAUCCAGCUCUAUCUCCCGCUAUUGAAUUAUAUUUGAAAUCUGGACUUCUAAACCAACUCAAAUAAGGAAAACUAGUGCAAAUCUAUUUCAACCCUCAACUCUAUAAAUAGGCCCUACACAAUAUACAUAAACAUAUUCUCUCAUCUAUAGACUCUCUCUAUUACAUCAGAAAUUACAUAUUAGAGCUCACAGAUCUUGAAGGCCCCGAAAAAAGUACAUUUAACAUAUUCUAUUAAGAAAGUACCAUAAUUUAUCUUGUUUUGCUUCAACUUUUUCUCAAUUAUAACAAAGAUAUUUGCCAAGUUUUUGUUCUCUCAGUACAAUCUGUAAGCAGGUGACAGGCGUCGUCUGCUCAUCAUCUCUAUUGCGUGGUUUCCAAUGACGGACGACUCCUCUGCAGUGCGCUACAACGGUCUUCAGGGAAAAGUAGCCAUAGUAACCGGCGGUGCAAGUGGCAUCGGCGAGGCCACGGCGCGCCUUUUUGCCCAACACGGCACACGCAUGGUCGUGAUCGCCGAUAUCCAAGACCAACUGGGUCAACAAGUAGCAACAUCCAUCGGCAUAGACAAGUGCAACUACAUCCACUGUGAUGUUGCUGACGAACACCAAGUCAAAUCCAUGGUGGAAUCAACCGUCCAGAAACACGGCCAGCUCGACAUCAUGUUCAGCAACGCUGGGAUUCUAAGUCCCUCCGAUCAGAUUGUCCACGAGCUUGACUUUUCGCAGUUUGACCGGCUGUUUGCAAUCAACGUGCGUGGCAUGGCCCUGUGCGUGAAACACGCGGCGCGUGCGAUGGUCGAAGGGCGCGUGAGGGGGAGCAUCGUGUGCACGGGGAGCGUGGCCGCUAGCCACGGCGGGAAGAUGCGAACCGAUUACUGCAUGUCGAAGCACGCAGUGCUGGGCCUGGUUCGAUCGGCUAGCGUGCAGCUUGGGGUGCACGGGAUUAGAGUGAACUGCGUGUCACCGAAUGCCCUGGCGACGCCGUUGACGACCCACAAGCUAGGGAAGAGCGUGGAGGAGAUUGAGAAGGUGUAUGAGACAUUCGCGAGGCUGAAAGGGUCUGUGCUGAACGUUAAGGAUGUGGCGGAUGCUGUGCUCUUCCUUGCUUGUAAUGAGUUUGUGUCUGGACAUGAUCUGUUGGUGGAUGGUAGCUUCGCGGGGUAGCACUUGAUUGCAGCAAAUUGUAAAUUUUUCAAAAAAGUAUUGAAUACAAUUCUACCCGUAUAAUAACACAAACAAGGAUAGGCUACUUUCCGUCCAAAUGAACCGAAGAGAAG